This is a messenger RNA of Periconia digitata, 3542 nucleotides long. Lineage: Eukaryota; Fungi; Ascomycota; Dothideomycetes; Pleosporales; Periconiaceae. The record is from the annotation of a GenBank genome assembly.
AUGCAAGAAUGCGUGCUGGGCUUGCCUAAUUGCCCCCUCUUGCUCUUAUUUAUUGCUGCACACCGGAAACAGUCAUACUGCCUCGCAGCGAAGAGAAAAAAAAAAUCGUCGAGUCUUGAUGCUGCCCCCGGCCGCACAUACGUGGUCGGCUCCAAUUGCUCGACCGUCUCCACAUGGUCGCCUUUUACCGCCCGCACCCACCACGCCGCUGCCCAAACCGUUUGCCAGAGCCCCAUCAUUCUGCCUGCGACAGAGCCUCGAAACCACCCGCAUGCAGCCCAACGUGCUGUGAUGUGGCCGCUAUACGUAGGGCCAUCCGCCCGUGGAGCCCCCACAGGACCCUUGGCUCCCAAACAGCUCCACCGCAACCGCAACUCGACUGUGCUGGCCUGCUUCUCUUCACCGGUCUCCACGAGAACACAUCAUGGUAGAAAUAAAUUAAUAGCAAUAGCAAGACGUGUACCCAUAACUAUCCAGCCCUACCCGCCACAGCUUCCCUUUGCGCCUUCGCCAUAUGAAACCCAAGCAUUCGUCUCAACUGACGUUGCUGCUGUAGCCCAGCACCUCGACCAUGACAUUCGCCAAUGUGCUGGCACUCCAGAGCGCCACCAAACUCCAUCCAAUCAGCCGGUCCAUCUUCCACCGCCGGUAGGGCACUGCCAGCAGCAGCCCGACCAAUGUCACGAGCAACGUCGCCCCGGAUAUCACCAGCGUCGUGCUGACCUGGAUGUGGUACGGCUUGAAGUGAAUCGGACUAUCUGGGUGUUUCUUGUGGUGGUGCUGCCCUUUCUUGAUCGUCAUGUAGCAACCACUGAGCCCGAUCCCAAGGAGAAUGUUAAGCAUCGGUCCGCCAAAGCACGCCGAGAGCGCCAUGACGGGAAACCCGAGUCGCGCCACGGUAAUGUCAGCCACGAAAUCCCCAAGCGAGUUUCCCACUGCGAAGAUGUACCCCUACCACUUCGUUGGCAAUCGAGCUGAUCCAAGUGAUGCUGACGGCGAAGCCCAAAAAACACAGCACUGUCCGCCAGCGUGGUGCUCGAUGAGGCGUCGUCGUCGUAAGCAGCAUGGCGAGCAUGCACAUUGAGCAGAGCAGCGAAUACAGACUCGGUCUGAGCAAUGCACGUGGUCGAUCCAGCUCCGUGUUUGCCCACACAAUGAGUACCACAAAGAAUGGAGCAGUAAACGAUUGAAUGAUGACGAGCCACCGAUUCCAUGACUUGGGACCUGGCGAUAGAGGAGGAGCAGGGAAUUGCUCUGGCGAUUGCAACAAAUGGCUCCCUUCUCCAAUCAUCAAGCGAGGCGGGUGUCCCGCCGGGUUCGUUCUAUGAUCGGCGGGCACUGCAUGUGCUCCGGCCUGAUGAUUUGAUACAGUAACACGAGGUUUUGAUGCGGUGGGGGGAUCCAGCAGGUUCUCGGCCUCGGAGAUGAUCAAGCUAGGUUGGUGCUGGUUUGUAUUUACGCUGCCAGGCGUCAAGGCACCAGGUAGUGUAAGAUUGGGAGACAUGGGACCAUCGGCAUCGCUCUCCUUACUUGUCGUCUCGACAACAGGUAACGUGAUGGUGAGAAAAAACACGCUUGGAGCAGCAACUACACCCAACAUCUUCUCCAAAAUAUUCUUUUCUUUCCAGUUGGCCAUGGUUGGAAAUAACGUGGACACUAGAACAUCCGGCGCCGGCAUAACGCUACUUGGCCACCAGCGUGGGACUUUUGUACGUUCUACAUCAGGAAAAAAGUGAUGUUCACGAAAGUAGGAUUCCGGCGAAGCACUAGGGGAAGGGAGUACAAGACUUGGCGCUUGUGAGCUGCGUGCUGAUGUCGGGUAAUCUGUAUAAGCAGGGAAGGGUAUCGGAGGUGAUGAUGGGCCGGGGACAACCAAUUUUGGGUAGGGUCGAGCCACAGGGCGAACCUCAGGGCUGAGAUCCGGAGAUGCACGUGGACUUGGGCUUGACGUGCUCUGGAGUACGGGUACGCCACGAUUGUCGAGUCCAGGAGGUGCCAGCAUAUUAGGCGAGGGUUGCCUUGGAGCUGGCGCUGGACUUGUAGGUCUUGAACUAUGCUCGGAUGGGGGAGGGGAGAGCGAGAUGGUUGGUGAUAGCGGCGGUUGCUCGAGGACAUGGCCACUCUGCUCAAAGGAAGCAGGUGCAAAGUCGAUUGUAGGGAUUGGUCCGUGACGCAGCACAUCAGGGUCCAAUUGCAUGUUCUCAAUGUCGUUUGUAGAUACGGCGCGUGUCCGGUGACCUAUUUGUCUCUGCACAUCGGUUAUUGGUCUGGUAACAAUUGGCGAACGUGUACUGGCACCGGCACUUGUGUCGACCUCAUAAGGUGGUCGAGGUGCAGGUCCGGAGGCUCCUGAAAUAGAGUACUGUUGCUGGGCCGUCGUGUAAGUGGGAUCAUCGGAAUACCUGCGUAAAUUCAUUGGCAUCGCCUGUAUGUUUCGAGAUUUUUGCAGCGAAGACAGAACGGCCCUGAACUCCAGAGCUCCCACAAGACUAGGCCGGAUAGGAGUGUGGGUGUUUCGGCGACUACCGAGUGCUGGCCUACUGAGGGCCCUCAGACGCAUGUUGUUGUUCAGCUCUCCGAGCCAACGCUCGCGCAUUACUUCAUUCUCAUCGGCUUCGAUUAGGUCAUUGGAACCAUUAUUCUCCAAGGCGGCAAUAUUGUCUGCAGAAGCGUCGUUUAAAGGAGUGCGGUGACCUUCGCUCACAGGACCGUCAUCUUCAUCAUGAUACUCCUGGGGAAUUUCCUCCUCUUCUCCACCAGGUACCACGUAGUGACUUCGCAUCACCGCAACGCGCUGACGACGAGCCUUCCGCCGACCUAGCCACCAAUGCCAGACCAUGACGAAGCAGACGUAGAAGAUGUAGAAGCCAACCAUAGUGGCCGACUCCCACAGAGAAAGCUUCCCGUCCCAGAUGAAGCCCAUGCUGAAGGUGGCUGCUACUAUGAAAAAGCUAACAUCUCGCACAAAGCUACGGCGUGCCACCUUGAAAGGUCGCACUAGAGCCAUUGAGCCGGCCACCACAGCCGUGAUAAAGCCCGCAGCACCAAUCAGCUCGCCCAAAGCAAGACUGGCUGAGUUUGUGUUGAAGGCAGCAAAUGUUGAGAACACAUCGGGGCUCCCAUUUCCAAAUGCCAGAAAAGUGACACCGGCCAUGCUUUCACUCAUCCCAAGUAGAUUCGAUAUGGUGCUGAGAUUAACGCAGAAGAAGUCGCUUGCUGCGAUGCCAAUGGUACUGAACAAGAGGGCGAGCCAUAGUACCAGAAUAACAAAGGCGACGAGUUGUGCAUGUGCAAGGUGACAGUAGUAUAGCGAUAGGUAGGAGAAUAUGCCGGCUUCUUCGUCGGGGCAGUUGGUUCGGACGAAGGCGCAUUUGUCGUGGGCUUGGUGAACCAAUCUACACUGUACAGUACUAGUCAGCGAUGGGACGGUCUCGAGCGUUGAAGAAGAAGUCAUACUUCCAGAUCCUGCUGCAAGAAAUCUCUUUUGGCAAUAUUGAUCGUUGUAGGCAGUCUGUCGUUAUGCCCGUACCCGCGCUUUGCCC